CGUACCUUGAGAGGGGAUGCUGCCAAUCCUACAGAGGACUUUAUGGAUUGUUUUUUCGAGAAGUGAGAGGUACUAGAUAAAACCCCCAAAUAGGUCCUGGUAGAGAAAGACAUAAAGGAAAUCGAAUUCGUUGAGCAAGUCAAACUCGAUCUUCCAAUUUUCUUAAACUCCGUGCUAAGUCAUUCUUUUUAAAACAGAGGGAGUAUACAAUAGGGAAAACUCUUGCUUCACUCAUUUCUCAAGAAUAAAGGAAUUGCAAAAGUAUCAUUUAUAUAAUAUAAAACUCUCUUGCUUGGCAACAUUCUUUUUCUUCUUUUCCUUCUUAUACUUUUGCUUUGUCAAUUAAAUAGUUGGAAAAAAAAGGUUGUCCAAAGUACUUAUAUUAAAAUAAUAGGAAUCAUUCUUCUCCUAUCUGCACAAGAAUGAAGAGGUUCCACAACAACUGUUAAAAACUUAUUAAAGAUUUUCUUGGAAUUCUGCUUUAAUAAAGAAGGAAAAUAAAAUAUAAAGUUACUGUGCAAAGUAUUUAUCUUGCACUUCAUCACAGGUUAAAUUAUUCUUCUUUUAAAUCUCAACCAUUCAAUAUGCACGGUGUUUUCUACCAGGAGUUUCUUUAUUUAAGGACUCGAACCCGAUAUCUCUAGUUAAAAGUGGAUGGAUCAACAAAUAUUUUUAAAUUUAUAGUGGAAAAGGACGGUUAUCGAAAGCUAAGUUGCUCGGACUCUCCAAAAAUGUUGCUGCACCUGUGUCGGAUCCUCCUAAAAAACACUACUUUUGAAGGAUCCAACACGCACGUGAUGACAUUUUUGAAGAGUCCGAGCAACACUGAUCGAAAGUUUAUAGUAGUUCUAAAAGGAAACAUAUUCUCCCUUCCUAGCAAGAUUGAAGAGGCUCCACAAAGAUUGAAGAGGCUCCACAACAAUAAUAUAAAACUUAUUAAUGAUUUUGCUUAAGUAGUGCCUUAAACAAAGAAGAAGUAUUCAGUUUAGCUUCACUUGAUAAUCAGAAACAUUUUUUUUCUUUCUUUACUUCAACAGUUGUUCAAUGGAAAUACUUUUUAAUGCAGUAGGUGGCUUUGUUGUUGAGGUGGUAAAGUUUGUAUCCAAAUGCAUCUAUCCUAAAAUUGAAAGUAUCGUCCGUUUCUCGUCAAAAAUUGAAAAUCUAAGGAAGGAAAUGGAGGAGGUAGCAAGGUUUAGAGACGACGUCAAAGCGAAGGUGGAAGUAGCGGUGCGAGAAGGCUAUAAGCCAAAACCAGAUGUUGUUAAGUGGUUCGAAGAUGUUCAGAAGCUCGAGAAUGAAUGGGAAGCUAUGCAAGAAAGCAUUGCAGCGGCUAAGACACUUACAUAUAAAUGGUGUCCAAAAUGCAGCCUUCGCUCGGAAGUCUCCGCUCAAGCAAAGAACAUCCGGGAUCAACAAUGCAGAUUUAUAAAGGUCGGAGAAAACUUUGGAUCCAAUUUGGUGGUAGAAAUUUACCGGAUGAAAAAAGUUGAGCACAUCCCGGGACCAUCAAUAGAAGGCCAGCCAGCUGCAACAAGGAAUCUCAACCAACUCCUACGACUAUUGGAAGAUGAUAAGGUAUGCAUUAUCGGUGUAUGGGGUACCGGAGGAGUUGGGAAAACUACUUUGGUGAAGAAUCUGAACAACGAGCUCUUAAAGAAUGUGCCAAGUUCCAAACUGUCUUUUGGGGUUGUGAUAUGGGUUACAGUCCCAAAACCACCAAUAGACGUAAGAAAGAUUCAAGCACAAAUUGCCAGUAGAUUAAGCCUCACAGUAGAUAACGGCAGUGUAGAAAGCAUUGCCAGCAAAAUCUGUGAAAGGCUCGAGAAAGAAACGAGUUUUCUUCUCAUAUUGGAUGACGUUUGGGAAGCUAUAAAUUUGGAUGAUGUAGGGGUGCCCCAACUUUCCGCGAGAAGCAUGGUAAUUAUAACUUCUCGUUUUUUGAGUGUUUGUAGCCAAAUGAAAACAGAUGUUGAAAUGAAGGUUUACACAUUGGACGAGGAUGAAUCUUGGCAACUGUUUGCCAAAAAUGUGGGAGAUAUUGUCAAUCAGGAGAAAAUCCAUCCAUUGGCAAAGGAAAUUGCAAGAGAGUGUGAUGGUUUACCUUUAGCAAUCAUUGUUAUUGGAUCAUCCAUGAGAGGGCAGACGAGGGUCGAGCUCUGGGAAGAUGCUUUGAAAUCACUUAGAAUGUCCGAACCUCAUAGCAAAGUUGUAGAAGAUAAGGUUUACAAGGUCAUCAAGUGGAGUUUCGAUUCUUUUGGAUCUCAGGAUAUUGAAUCAUCCUCAGAGCAAAGAAGCCAACGUGUGAACAAAAAGAGAGGUGACAUUCAAAGUUGUUUCUUGUAUUGCUCCUUAUAUCCGGCGGCUAUUCCAACAGAUGAUCUGAUACAUUGCUGGUGGGCGGAGGGGAUCCUCGGUGAACAUGACACAUAUGAAGAAGCCUACAACAGGGGAAUCACAAUGAUUGAGAGAUUAAAGGAUGCAUGCUUGCUAGAAUACCAUGGGAUGGUGAUUUUUCCGGGGCAGGUUGUGGAUUGUGUGAAGAUGCAUGACGUGGUUCGUGAUAUUGCUAGAUGGAUUGCUAGUACCUUUGGGGAUGAACACACUUCUGUUUUUCAAGCUGGAAUUGGGUUGACUGAGAUAUCACUUAUUACAAUAUCAGCUUCUGUCAAGAGAGUAUCUUUCGUAAGCAACAAAAUUGAAUGUCUACCUGAUUGCUUCACGAAAUGUCCAAAGACAACAUCUUUACUUUUGCAAGACAAUUAUCCCCUUCAGAAAAUACCCCAGGAAUUCUUUUUGGCAUUUCCAGCUCUAAGAGUUCUGAAUCUGAGUCAAACUAAUAUUGAAGCACUGCCUUCUUCCAUCAAUAGUUUAUGUCAACUCCGUGCUCUAAUACUACAAAGUUGCUUUGCGUUGAAAGAGUUACCACCGAUUGCUAAUCUUCACAAUUUGCAAGUGCUCGAUUGUGAUGAAACAUUGUUGAGUUGUCUGCCGCAAGGAAUGGACAAUUUGAUAAAUCUGAGGCUAUUAAAUAUGCCUGUUGAUAAUAUGAAGAGCAUCAGCAAAGGAUUUUUCCUUAAAUUCCCUAGCAUUGAAAUGUUAGAUCUGUCGUAUGGCUCUCUUGGAGAGACUUCUUUGGAUGAGAUAUCAUCUCGCUCUCUUGGAGCGGCUUCUUUUGAUGAGAUAUCAUAUCUAUACAAUCUGACUUAUCUUUCUAUUAGAGUGGACAGCUCAUCAUUUUUUAAUAGAGAUUACACCUGGAUGACUAGAUUGAAAGAAUUUCACAUUAGAGUUGGGGAAACUUCAAUUUAUGUACCAUACAACAAGUCAGAAAGGGCGAUAAAUGUCUUCAAGUGUGAAAUUUUCAGUAACGGAGAGCUCUCGGGCAUGUUGCAGUUUGCUUCACAUUUGUACUUGCACGUAUGCAUGGGUCUCAGGAAGUUGAUUGCAUACAACACUUUUAAUGGAUUAAAAUUACUAAAGAUAGAGUGCUGUUCUUGUUCUUUUGGACUAGUGGAAGGAGAAAGUGGGCAAUUUGACCCUUUGCCAAAUCUAGAACAUCUCGGCCUCGUUUCAGUAAAUAAUUUAAGAAGUUUUUCUGAUUUCGGUCAAUAUUUGGGUCUAAGAUUUUCUAAAUUACGUGAACUGGUAAUCUUUCAAUGUGUAAGUUUAACAUAUGUUUUCAAAGAUGAUGGAGCUUGUUAUGUACCCAAGCACUUGGAAGAAAUUAGAAUUAUGGUUUGCCCUCAGCUAGAAGAGUUGUAUGUGCAAUGCAGCUCAAGUGAUCAGGCAACACUUAUCAACUCAGAAAUUCCAAGAGUUCGGAAGUUAGAUUUGAACGACUUACCUGAACUAGCAACGUUGGGGGAGCCACAGAGUAUGUGGGAACACUUGGAGGAACUCACGGUGAUCGAUUGUGACGGAUUAAGGAAGUUGCCUCUCUCUAUUCAAACCUCCAAAAACAUCAAAAUAAUAGAAGGAGAAUCAGAAUGGUGGAGCCAACUGGAAUGGGAUGAUGACAACUUCAAGUUAAAUUUAGAGCAUUGUUACAAAGAAUGGUAUUACCGAUGACAGAAGGAUCAAAGGGAAGAAUAGAAGAUGAGAAAGGACAUUCCUGCACUGGAGAGACACAGGUUUCGAGAUAAAGUUAACCAGUGAGUUUGUUGUAAUGUAUUUCCUUAACCAGUCGAGUUUGUUGUAAUGAAUUUCAUUAACCAGUUGAGUUUGUUGUAAUGUGUUUCCUAUUACCAGUCAAGUUUGUUGUAAUGUAUUUCAUUAACCAGUUGAGUUUGUUGUAAUGUGUUUCCUAUUACCAGUCGAGUUUGUUGUAAUGUAUUUGUUGUAAUGUAUUUUCUUAACCAGUCAAGUUUGUGGUAAUGCAUUUUCUGCCAACAAUUGUUCCUUGUUUGUACUCGUGCUUUCUGGUUUGGUAUUUUGAUUGCUUGAUUGUACACUGAGUAAUUUCUUGUUUCGAUUGUGCCCAGUGAGUGAACUUGGUUUUCUUUGUCUUUGUUCUCAUGAUAGCACAGACAAACCUCCUAUCAAGAGGUCUGUUAAUUUUUUUAAAACCUAAUAUGUUACUGCCAACAACGUUUACAUUAGUUUUGUAAAGUUUUUAGAAAACAUAUUACAUUGGUGAAUUGAUUUAAAAAAUGACUUAUGUUGAUCAAAACUUAGAAUAUACUAUAUAUACAUAUAUAUAACAUAUGAAGAAACCAAAAG
This is a messenger RNA of Capsicum annuum, 4719 nucleotides long. RefSeq names its product disease resistance protein At4g27190-like. The record is from RefSeq and is a predicted model, not a curated record. Lineage: Eukaryota; Viridiplantae; Streptophyta; Magnoliopsida; Solanales; Solanaceae. Gene Ontology annotation, molecular function: ADP binding; protein binding.